UAGCGUGUGGCCCCACCAAUCAGCCGCACGAACCCCGCAGGUUCCCCCACGUGGCCGCAGCCGCACGGACCAAAGCGGAGAGAAGAGGAGGGGAAGGCCAGAGAACACACCCGAAGAGGAACCCAACCGCCGACGCCGAGGCCCAGCGAGGGAGACCGACGCCAUGCGGCUGCGGCACGCGUCCGACCUCCGCGCCUUCCUCGCCGCGGCCGCCGUCGCGCACCUCUCCUCCUCCCCGGCCUCCCGCGCCUCCCCGUGCGCGCCCCCUCCGCUGCCGGCGCCGCGGCUCCGCGCGUUCGCAUCCUCCCGGGUCUCGACGCCACCCUCCUCGCCCUCGCCCUCGCCCUCGCCCGCGGGGGCGGUCGCCUCGGCGGGCGCCUCAGCGGCCGCAGCCGCCGCAGCCUGCGAGCAGGGGGCGGCGAAGCCCGCGAUAUGCACGGCCGAUGAGCUGCACUACGCGCCCGUGCCGGGCACCGAGUGGCGGCUAGCGCUCUGGCGGUACCGUCCGCCGCCUGAGGCGCCGAAGAGGAACCACCCGCUGAUGCUGCUGUCUGGAGUGGCUACGAACGCUGUUGGGUUCGACCUGUCCCCUGGGGCUUCUUUUGCUCGUCAUAUGUCUAUGCAAGGAUUUGAUACAUGGAUUGUUGAAGUGCGUGGUGCAGGCUUGAGCAUGCGUGGAUCAGAACUAGCUGCAGCUAACACCAAAUCUGACAUGCCCCCAGAUUCUAGUUUGGAUGAAAGUUCUACAGCAAAAGCAAAUGUUGUUGUUCCUGCCAAGAAUAUGUCCACUUCUGAUCCUCAAAUUUCUGAAGUUCCAGUAAUAGCAGAUAAGAACAUGGUAGGAACAAGUGCAUCAGAAGAACCACAGCUGGUGAUAAAGUUAUCAAAUACUUUGGUGGGCUUGGGUGAAACAUUCUCAAGUUAUGUGAAAGAUAGCCGUCUGAAAAACAUAGUUGAUAGCUUUUUUGAUCGAGUUUCAGAACUUGCUCCCGAUGCCUCCUUGGCUAGCCUUGAGGAGAUUUCAGAAAAGAUUUUAGGUUUGUUGGAAUUGCCGCAAACAUCAGUGAUAUCUAAUCAGAUUAGCAAUUUGAGUCAGCGCCUAGUGAAGAUUCUUGGGGAAGGCCAGCAAACUGUUUCACCUCGGUUAUUUGGGUGGCAAGAACGCCUCUCCGCAACCAUUGAAGACCUGCAGAAACAGUUGGAGCUGAUUAUUAGCUAUGAUUGGGACUUUGAUCAUUAUCUGGAGGAGGACGUACCUGCUGCGAUGGAUUACAUAAGAAAGCAGAGUGUACCAAAGGAUGGAAAGUUGCUUGCCAUUGGUCAUUCCAUGGGAGGAAUCUUAUUGUAUGCGAUGGUUUCGAAGUGUGGAUUCGAAGGGGCUGAGCCAGAACUGGCAGCAAUUGUUACUUUGGCUUCAUCAGUUGACUACACAACAUCCAACUCCUCACUCAAGAUGCUAUUGCCUCUUGCAGAUCCAGCUGAGAUGUUGCGCGUUCCUGCUAUCCCACUAGGAGCAUUACUGUCUACUACCUAUCCUAUAUCAUCCCGUGCACCAUAUAUUCUGUCACUGCUGCGUUCUCAAAUUUCAGCCAAGGAGAUGAUGGACCCUGAACUUCUUUCAAAGCUUAUCUUGAAUAACUUUUGCACAGUACCUGCAAAGGUUCUAUUACAGCUGACGACCGCAUUCCGUGAUGGUGGUCUGUGCAACAGGAAUGGUACCUUUUUCUUCAAAGAGCAUCUUCACAAAAUCAAAGUUCCGGUACUUGCCCUUGCUGGAGAUGAGGAUCUGAUUUGCCCCCCAGAAGCUGUUUACGAAACUGUGAAACUAAUUCCUCAGCAUUUGGUCACAUACAAGGUUUUCGGAGCCCCUGAAGGCCCUCACUAUGCACACUAUGACUUAGUUGGAGGGCGGAAGGCUGUCCAUGAAGUGUACCCAUGUAUAAUAGAGUUUCUCUCUCAGCACGACAAAGUGUCUUCAUGAGUUUUCACCAUUGAUAUCUAUGAUUGUAUGAUGUUCAAGACAUUGAAAUUCGUGGUGAAAUCACCUAAAUAGAAUUAAAGGGUUUUUUUGGUUCUUUUUGUUAACACGACUAGGCACUCUGCUAUUAGAUGGGUGCUAUUGUUCGUCUGUUGCUAAUUCAUCUUAAAUUUACCCUCUCUGAAACAGAUAUUUAUAAACAACCAUGUAGGAGUAGUAUUAGAGAGACGUACUCAGCUGGAUGUUGGCACCUCUGGCCGGAUUGGUGAUAUCUUCAAUAUCGAUGUCUAUCUUUUAGCUCUCCA
Panicum hallii is the source of this 2283-nucleotide messenger RNA. RefSeq lists its product as uncharacterized. NCBI's taxonomy places the organism in Eukaryota, Viridiplantae, Streptophyta, Magnoliopsida, Poales, Poaceae. Bases 164 to 1981 code for a protein of 605 amino acids. The record is from RefSeq and is a predicted model, not a curated record. The transcript is spliced from 9 exons.